AUGACGACUGCGAUGAAACCUAUGUUGUAUGCCCUAGCAGGCGAGGAGGGUAUUCGGCAAGCCUUCGUGGUGGAGGUGGUCUUUCUGGCCUGCUUUGUCGGCACUGCUCUACACGUUCCGUGCAAGUCUGUCGUCUUACGCCUCACCAGCAGCAUAUUAUUGGCCUUUUGGUCAUACGAAUUGCAACACGUCGUUCUACAAGGAUGCCGAAACCCCCACUGGCGUGCAACUGCGGCACCCCUGAUAUGGAUCCAGCUCAUGAGCGCCACCGAAUUAAUUCUGGUCUCGAGAGUCGAGGCCGGAGACAUCUGCUCCGAAGAGAAUCGUUACUACAGGCAGGUUGGCCGAAGCAUAGCCUUACUCUGGAACCUCCGGCGCGUUGGAACCAAGUGGAAUGUAUCACGCCCUGCAGGCGGGCAUCGAUGCCAAGGAACCUACCACUUUGUUCGCAAUCGUCUGCUGACAACAUGUUUGGCUUAUCUCGUCCUCGAUCUCAUGGUGUCUGCGCCGCCCCCAGCCUACAACUUGGUCGCCUCGGAGAAACAAGCCCUGUUGCAGGCAUCUUCUCUUUCUGUUGAGGAUGUUGUCUUUCGUAUCAUUGGGACCAUUUCGUUCUGGACCUGCACUUAUCUCAUCAAUUUGGUCAUGACGAAUAGCGUUGCCCUAGUGUGCGUUGGAACCGGGUUGAGCCUGCCCACGAGCUGUCCUCCACUCUACGGUCCGAUUACUGAGGCAUACACCAUCCGCCAAUUCUGGGGGGUAUCAUGGCAUCAAUGUUUACGACGCGGUCUCGCGGGCCACGCAGAGCUCAUCACGGCCCUUAUGCCGCUUAUAUCUUCAACAAAAAUCCUAGCUCGAUACACACGCCUAUUCGUCGCCUUCUUCAUCUCGGCCCUCAUCCAUCAUGCCUCCGAUCUCGCCAUGGGCAUUCCCGCGUCCGAGGCCGGCGCACUUCGUUUUUUUGUUCUACAGCCAAUCGGUAUCAUGUUGGAGGAUGCGGCUCAGAGUACCAUUGGCAUUGGCGUGCACCCAUACCUACGUCGGCUAUUCGGUUAUAUGUGGGUUCUUUCGUUUUUAGUAUGGACGACGCCAAGCUGGUUCUAUCCACAGCAGCGCAUGGGCCUAGAUGCAGCAAGUCUUCUUCCUUUCCAUGUCGUCGCGCCGGCACUGGCGUACUUACGCGGUGGUUGA
Aspergillus terreus NIH2624 is the source of this 1191-nucleotide messenger RNA. RefSeq names its product wax synthase family protein. The coding region runs from base 1 to 1191 and encodes 396 amino acids. Lineage: Eukaryota; Fungi; Ascomycota; Eurotiomycetes; Eurotiales; Aspergillaceae. The transcript is spliced from 2 exons. The record is from RefSeq and is a predicted model, not a curated record. Gene Ontology annotation, biological process: lipid metabolic process.